AUGAGACUCUCCGAUGGUCAGAACGUGGUGCAUGCCAUCGAAUUUGGCGGCAAAUUAGCUUUGGACGAAAAUGCACUGCCGGGAACAAAGAUACUUUUAACGGCUAGGGUUCUCCUUCGGAGAGGGAUCCUGUUGCUAAAUCCUGCGAAUUGUCAGGUGCUUGGAGGUGACUGCGGGAAGCCGUUGGAUCUCGCUCUUCUGUUUGCAGAACGUCUAGGCAUCAAACAUGAUGUGAAAACCAAUUGCCGCGUUCCUCCGGAAAUUCCAGCUGCACUUCCACUCUUUGUGGAGACAGAAGGCGGGAAAACGGCUAAUGCUGGAAAGAAUGCAGCCAAUUUACCUACAAUCUCUCCAUUUCUUGUGCGC
Cooperia oncophora is the source of this 366-nucleotide messenger RNA. The record is from the annotation of a GenBank genome assembly. Lineage: Eukaryota; Metazoa; Nematoda; Chromadorea; Rhabditida; Trichostrongylidae.